AUGCUCGCAGCCGUGCGAUCGAUUCAGAAGCCCGUGGUGAGCACGGGGCUACGCGCCUUCUCGGUCCCGACGUUCCAGCCAGACCUCAAGACCCACGCAGCCAAGCCCAAGAACAUCAAGUACUUCAAGAUCUACCGCUGGGACCCCGAGUCCAAGGAGAAGCCGUACCAGUGCACGUAUCCCGUGGAUCUGGACGAAUGCGGUCCCAUGGUGCUGGACGCGCUGAUCAAGAUCAAGUGCGAUCAGGACCCGACGUUGACAUUCCGUCGCUCAUGUCGUGAGGGAAUCUGUGGCUCGUGCGCCAUGAACAUUGACGGUGGUAACACGUUGGCCUGUUUGAGCCCCAUCAAGAAGAACAAGGAGGACGUGAUUACUAUCCACCCGCUGCCGCACAUGUUUGUGAUUCGGGACUUGGUGCCGGACAUGAACAACUUUUACGACCAGUACACGUCCAUUAAGCCGUGGCUGCACUCGGACAAGCCGAGUGAUGUCAACCAUGAGCACUUGCAGUCUAUCGAGGACCGCAAGAAGCUCGAUGGCAUGUAUGAAUGCAUCCUGUGUGCGUGCUGCAGCACCUCUUGCCCUAGUUACUGGUGGAAUCCUGACAAGUACCUCGGCCCUGCUGUGUUGAUGCAGGCGUUCCGAUGGAUUGAAGACUCGCGCGAUGACAAGACGGAGGAGCGUCUGCGCGCGCUGGAUGAUUCGUUCAAGCUGUACAAGUGCCACACGAUUAUGAACUGCACCCGCACAUGUCCGAAGGGUUUGAACCCGGCUCAGGCUAUCGGUAAGAUCAAGACGCGUCUUGCUAACUUGCAUUAA
Messenger RNA from Peronospora matthiolae, 819 nucleotides. The record is from the annotation of a GenBank genome assembly. Lineage: Eukaryota; Oomycota; Peronosporomycetes; Peronosporales; Peronosporaceae.